Suillus subalutaceus is the source of this 336-nucleotide messenger RNA. RefSeq lists its product as uncharacterized. NCBI's taxonomy places the organism in Eukaryota, Fungi, Basidiomycota, Agaricomycetes, Boletales, Suillaceae. The transcript has 4 exons. The record is from RefSeq and is a predicted model, not a curated record. Bases 1 to 336 code for a protein of 111 amino acids.
AUGAGUCUGACCGCUGCAGGGGCGAUCGGCGAGCACACUGUGCCCAGCGAGAAAGUUGAUGCUGACUCGGACAGCGAGGAAGGCGUGCUCUCCAACGAACGUGAGAUUGCUACGCACGUCAUCUCGGUGGACGACGACCCUUCUCUUGAACCCGUGGACAUUCCGUGCAUUCUUUAUUGGUCUUGGCCUCUCAACCUUUGGUGGAGUACUCGCGGAAAUCUAUUAUUUCAAGCCUCAACGGUUUAUGUGUCAUUGAUGUUCCUCGCGGUUGUUUCUUAUAUCCUGGGCAUCUUCAUGGAGCCUUUAUUCCUCGUCGCGGACUCCUGCGCUAUCUGA